AUGACAACAAUUGAACAACCUACAUCUGAAAUUUCUAAUCCAAUAAGAAUAUCAAGAUCACCUUCUUCAUCUAUUUCAAUUUCAGUUUCAAAUAAUUUACCUUUAUCAACUUCAAAUUUAAAUGGUGAUAAUUGGGUUAAUAUGGAAUUAGGAUCAAGUUCUCUAAUAUAUACAAAUCCAAAUCAAAAGAUUAGUUCACCUGUAGUGCCAAAAAUUGAAAUUGAAAGUUCUAGAAAUUCAAAUUUAAAUUUAAUAAAGGAAUCAUUGAAUUCUUUGAAUGAAAAUGUGACAAUAAAAGAUAAAAGACUGAAUUUAAAUAAGUUAUCAAAUCUAAUACAAGAAGUUUCUAAAGAUGAUCAAUAUUUUGGUAUAAUAAGUAAUGAACUAAGAAGUAAAAUAUGGAGUGAAUUUUUAAAUUUAUCAAACACAACAGAUCCUACAUUAAUAGAAGAAUCACAAACAAUAUCAUCAACAAUAAAAUCAAAAGAUUCCUCCAAAAUCAAUACAACUAAUAAUUCUGUUUUAUCAACCCCAACAACAUUAAAUAAUGGAAGAUUUUCUCCACAAAUUUUUCUUGAAAAUCUAAAUUCAGUUGAUUUACCACCUCAUAAAGAUGAAGAACAAGUUAAACUUGAUAUUCAAAGAUCAUUCACCAUUUUAUCACAUAUUCAACAACAAACCAUAUCAUCUUCAUCACUGUCAUCAAAACAUGAUACCCCUUGCAGUAACUUACCAAACCAUAGUGAUGAUGAUGAUGAUGGUGAAAAUGACCACUUCCUGGAAACUAUGGAAAAGGGAUCUUCUUUUGCUACUAUUUUCAGUUCUUCAGAUAUAAAUAAUUUAAAAAAAAUAUUAUUAAAUUUAAUAAUUAAAGUAUUAAGAAAAUAUCCAAGUUUAGAUUAUUAUCAAGGAUAUCAUGAUAUUGCAUCAAUUGUAUUAUUAAUAUGUUAUAGUAAUGAGAAUAAAAUUUCAAGUAGUCAUCAUCAAGAAUCAACAACUUCCAUCACAACAUCAUCAAUUGAAAAUAAUAUAGAUCAAGAAUUAGCUUUCAGAAUAUUGGAAAAACUUACAAUAUAUCAUUUAAGAGAUUUUAUGAUAUCUGAUAUAAAUUUAUCAGUAAAUCAUUUAAAAUUAAUACCAACAAUUUUAGAACUUUGUGAUGAUCAAAUUUUUGAACUUAUAAAACAAACUUCUCAAUCUUAUAAUAUAAAUCAAAAAGAAAAAUUUUAUGAUUAUAAAUUUUAUCAAGGAUUAUCAUCAAUUUUAACUUUAUAUUCUCAUGAUUUAUCAAAUUUAAAUCAUAUUUUAAUUAUUUGGGAUUUUAUAUUAAGUAAUAAUUCAGUUUUAAUUAGUAGUUAUAUUUAUGCAUCUUCAUUAAUUAUACUUAAACCCAAGAUUUGGGAAUUUUUACAGUUGGAGAAAGAUCAAAUGGAAUUUAGUGGUAUUGAUCAUGACUUAGUACAUACGGUACUAUCACCAUCCAAUUUGUUUGAUGGAUUAUCUGAUCAAGAUUUAUCUAAAAUUUUAAGUAAGUCUAUUGAUUUAUUGACUGAUUUUCCAGCAAAUAAUACUUUGAAUUAUAAGAAAUGGUUUGAAACUUACAAUGACCACUCAGUGCUAAACAACACAUCCAACCCAAAUUUAAAUAUUAUUGAUAUAGAAACAAAAUAUGGAGAUUUAUUAAAGGACAAUCACGAUUUAAUAGAUUUAGUACAAACUCAAAAUGAUGAAAUAAAUAGACAAACAAUUGAAGAAAUUCAAGAACAACAAAAAUUAUUACUAGAAGAAGAAGAAUUUCAAAAUUCAAAAAUAUCAUCAACUUAUGAAACUGAUCAAGAUGAAGAAGAAGAAGAAGAAGAAGAAAGUGAAAAUAAUUCACAAUUAAAUUCAAUGAGUUCUUCAUUAACUUUAAAUACAUCAUCAUCAAUUCAUAAAAUAAAAUCUUCAAGUUUUUUUCAAAAAUUAUUUAAAUCUUCACCUACUUCAGAUUAUGAUGAAGAUGAAGAUGAAAUUAUAGAGAUAAAUGAAAAAAAUACAAUCAAAGAAGACAAUAAAAAGAUUAAUACUAAACAAUGGAUUCUUCCCAAUUCCAUUUAUUCAAUAAUUUCAAUUAAUAAUAUAUAUAAAUUUGGUAUAGCAAUAGGUAUAAUUGGUGUUUUUUUACAUAUAAUAAUAAUAAAUAAACAUAAUUUAAUUCAAAUAUAUAAAGACAAUUUAAUUACCAAUGGUGGUGGACCACACAUAGUUAAUAAUUUACCACGUCAAAUUAUAAAUAUUGGUAAAAAUUUAUUUAAUAAAACUUUUCAACAAUCUAAUAAUAUUUUUCAAAUUGGGUCUGGUACUUUAAGGAAUUCAAUUUAUGGAUUUGAGAUAUAA
Molecule: messenger RNA, 2376 nt
Organism: Lodderomyces pseudojiufengensis
Lineage: Eukaryota; Fungi; Ascomycota; Pichiomycetes; Serinales; Debaryomycetaceae
Gene: GYP8
Product: Gyp8p
Exons: 1
Coding region: 1-2376 (791 amino acids)
Biological process (GO): positive regulation of GTPase activity; endoplasmic reticulum to Golgi vesicle-mediated transport
Cellular component (GO): endoplasmic reticulum membrane
Molecular function (GO): GTPase activator activity
Source: RefSeq, a predicted model, not a curated record